This is a messenger RNA of Chiloscyllium plagiosum (whitespotted bambooshark), 2045 nucleotides long. RefSeq names its product E3 ubiquitin-protein ligase MARCHF5-like. Gene Ontology annotation, molecular function: zinc ion binding. The record is from RefSeq and is a predicted model, not a curated record. Lineage: Eukaryota; Metazoa; Chordata; Chondrichthyes; Orectolobiformes; Hemiscylliidae.
AGUCUAGUGCGAGGCCGGGCGUCCGAUUGGACAGCUGGCAAAGAAGGGGUAAGUCGGAUUGACCAAUCGGAUUGCGAGCCGCCGCGGCUGCGUGGAAGGUUGGAGGGGCGGGGCGCUGGAAAGAAGCGAGCCAAGGCCCGAAGCCUGGGGCUGGAUUUGGACCCGGAUCCUUGGGCACAGUGUCCUAGGAUGGCGAUGGCAGCAGGACAGGGUUUCAGUGGGCUGGAGCGGAACUGCUGGGUAUGCUUUGCCACUGACCUUGAUGACCGCUCUGCAGAAUGGGUAAGCCCAUGUCGAUGUAAAGGGUCCACAAAAUGGAUACACCAGGCAUGCCUACAACGAUGGCUGGAUGAGAAGCAGAAGGGGAACAGCACAGGCCGAGUGGCCUGUCCACAGUGCAACACUGAAUAUCUGAUAGUCUUCCCAAAGUUAGGUCCAGUCGUUUACUCCUUGCAUCAAGUUGACCGCAUUCUGUCCAAAGCCAGCCCCUUUGCAGCAGCCAGCAUUGUGGUGGGGACCGUCUAUUGGUCGGCAGUGACUUACGGAGCAGUGACUGUCAUGCAGGUUGUUGGACAUAAGAAAGGUUUGGACUUAAUGGAGCGGGCAGACCCACUGUUCCUGCUGAUGGGGCUUCCUACCAUUCCUGUGAUGCUUAUUCUGGCCAAGAUGAUCAGGUGGGAGGACUUUGUGCUUCGCAUGUGGCGCAAAUACUCCAGCAAGCUGCAAGUUCUAAGUAACAUUUUCCCAGGUUUUGGAUGCCCCGUUCCUCGUGUACCAGCUGAGACUAGCUAUCAGAGUGACCACAUGUCUGUCUCCCGCAUCUUGUGUGGUGCCCUUGUGUUCCCCACAAUCUCCAGCAUGGUUGGCAAGCUGAUAUUCAGUGGUGUUCACUCCAACCUCCAGCGAACCAUCUUGGGCGGGAUUGCCUUCAUUGCCAUCAAAGGGGCCCUAAAAGUUUACUUCAGACAGCAGCAAUAUCUGAUCCAAGCAAACCGCCGGAUUCUGAACUAUCCUGAGCGAGACGAUGACCAGGAAGAACUCCAGGCAGGUUAUGAGGAUUCUGGGAGUGACUAAAAUGGUGAUUUGCAGAGAUUCGAGCAGGUGUGCACUGAGAUGGACUGUUUUCACUUCAGGCCUCAUGGAAUUGGCACUCGAUAUCAUCCGUUUUGGGGACAUCACCACACUGAGAGAUGGCAAAAUGCUGAGCUGGAAUCCAGCCCCCAUAGAGCUGGUCCCACUGGUUUCUUUUUAAACAUGGACUGAAUAUCUACGCUCAUUUUUAACUGGCAUUACGUUCUUUAAUCUCACUGCUUGUCUAUCUGAUAUUUCAAACUCCUCUCAGAAAAUCUCUGCCAGAGGCCACAGUCCCGAGCAGUACCAUGCUUGAAAGUUCCUGUGCAAGUAUGACACCAUGGCUUGGCAGGACACGAUUCCUCUGAUUGUAGGAUGCACAGUUUCUGUCUGAAGGCUGGGAGAACUUGAAAACUCAACAAUGUUCUCAUGGCAUUUGUUGGACAGGAGAAAGCACUCCAUCUCAAGUCUGUAUGAUACACCAGACUGUGCAGAUUGUAAAAGGGAUGGACGUAGAGUAUCAGAGAUGUGGAUGGGAUCUCAAGUGAUUUCUGUCGACCUUGUAAGCAAAUCAGAUUGUUGGCAUCUUUUAAAGUGAUCUAAAAAUUCUUCUGUCAGAUCCUGUGAUAUUUCAGGCCACAAGAAAGAAGAGAAAUGUAGUGAAAAGUUAAGUUUGGCAUUCAGUGAAGUAUCACAAGCUUCUGUCCCACAGAGAGAAUUUUCUAAGCUCGUUGCAUGUGGCUAAAACAAGUGUAUCAAAUUAAGUGACUUAAUUUUAUAAAUAUAUAUUUAAAAGUUGAUAGUGUAGAUUACUUUUUUUUUUAAACCCACAGGAAAUAAUUUAUUUUUAAUGGAAUUUGCUUUUUUCCCUGAUGUGGCAGCCCUAAUAAAUUGCCUAUUUAUGCAAAGCUACUUGGAAUAAAAUGAGGAUUCUCAGUAAGUUGAAUUUAAUAAAAAAAAAUGCCAGCUCUGAA